AUGCGUCAAGCGCGCUACGCUGUCGUAAGCCCCAAGACGCCGCCUCUCUCGGUGGUCGGCGCCAAAGUCAUCGCGUUCGCUUCGUACCUCACCGGCAUCGCGGUGCUCUGCCUCGUCGGACUCGACACAAUCUCCAACAACUGGGCCAUCAACAACUUUGUCGGCAACGGCUACCAGUUUUUGACGCCCCUCGCAACCGCCUCCGGCACCGCAGACCUCCUCCGGCAAUACUCGUUUGCAAAAGGCGCAAGUCUCACCGACAUGUCCAAGGUCGCCCAGUGGAUGUUCAACUACACAAUGACGCAGCUCGUGACGCCCGACAACGACAAGGUAUUCUUGCUCUCGGCCGGCACCUUCGAGACGUCGGCGACCUUGGACCAAUGCGGGUUUUGGAAAGGCGUGUACGCGGCGCCGUCGCUCACGGUGCAGCUGGGUGGAGCCACCGACUCGAUCUCGUACCUCCGCGGUCAAGCAUUCAGCCACACGUUUACCGACGACAUGACCAAAAACCUCGGGAACACUUCGAUGGGCCGUAGCCAGCUCAGUGCCCUCGGAUACACGCCCGCCCGCCUCCAAGCCGACGUCCGGUUGACGGUACCCGUCACUCUAGUCAAUGCGAGUCGCCCGCAGUCGAUGCCGGUCAUCUUCUACCGGUACUUUCCACGGUCCUACUGCACCGGGUGUUCGCCGUCAGCGACGUUUGGGCGCGGCCACUGCAACCUCACCUUUGUCUACAACGCGUCAAGCGCCAGCGUCCGCGUCACGAGCGGUGUUUUCAUCGACCAGACGCCGUACCAUCUCGGGCUCAUGCUGCCACAAAGUGUCUUUACGGCCGCGUCCAACUACCUCAAGUGCAUCGCGCUCUUGUGUGCGAUUGGCGGGUACCUCGCAAGCCGGCGCACGGUGCAGUGGCUCGAAGCCGCGCCAGGCACGAUCUGGGACUCUAUCGUGCGCACAAUCGCGCCCCGCUGCUUCCCGCACCCGUCGUAUGCGCUGCGCUUCGACAGGUUUUCGUACAACAACGACCUCUUUGUCGGGCUGUUUGCGCUCGCAGUCCUCUUGGACAUCAACCACGCCAUUACGUUCAUCCGCGACGUCAACGUCUUCAACGCCACGAGCCCGCAGUUGGGCAUGACGAUCCAGCUCUUUGCGCUCUCGACGCGUCUUCUCUGGCUCAACUGCGCGACGCUCAAGCUUUUGAAGCUCGCGUGGCAUGUCAUCUCGACUGCAACCUACAGCGGCGAGAGUCGCGUCAUGGGCUUCCUGAACCUUCGCAACGUCACGUCCCUCUACCUCUCGGCGAUCUUGCUCUUUUACGUCCCGCCGUUCAUCGAGUACAACAACGCAGUGCGCGUCGGCUUGAAAAAUACCGUCGAGCCGCUCGAUGGCACCAUCAUCGACUUGCUCGACAGCUGGUACGUCCGGGGCACGUGGGCCAUCUCGGGCGGACUUCUUCUCAAUAUACUUCUGGUGCUUGCCUUUGACCAGGUGAUCAACCGUCGCUUUUGGCGGCGCAUGGCCAACAACAGCCUCGCGCGCCAAGCCACGUUCAACAGCACGUCGAUCCUCAUGGACUUUGUCUCGGACGUGGAUGUGAACAGCGCUGUUCUGGCCUGCAAGGCGCGACGUCUUCUGAUGCUGCAGUGGUACUUUCUAUCGCAUUUGCAGACGUUUGGACUGCCAGAGAAGGACCUUUUGCGCGCCAAGAAGCUCGCGCAGCAGCGCCGCGUGUCGGUUCAACCUACAACAACCACGUCGUCCAACGUUGAUACGGCGGGCGAGAUGCUGUGCACGGUCGCCCAGGACAGCGGCCAUCACAUCCACCUGCUCGACGACCAGUUCACAGACAUUACCAGUCUCGUCCUCAACAUCAAGGUGCUCAAGGACACGUCCGUGACCAUUCACUGA
Molecule: messenger RNA, 1908 nt
Organism: Saprolegnia diclina VS20
Lineage: Eukaryota; Oomycota; Saprolegniomycetes; Saprolegniales; Saprolegniaceae
Exons: 1
Coding region: 1-1908 (635 amino acids)
Source: RefSeq, a predicted model, not a curated record